AUGUCUACUCCAAAUCUCCCCGAAAAUCUUCCUCCACGAGCUAACACCCCAGCACUAGCCGACUCGAAUAAACCUAGAACUAGGAAAGGGAAGAAGAACAAGAACUUAACUACAGUACUUGAAGGAGAAGGAGAAGGCAGUGAUUCGAAAGAAGGAGAAGAGAAUGGUAAUACUGACCAUUUAAACGUUAACUCAACCGGCGGUACGAGAGAUAAUGAUCAUGGAAGAGAAGAUAAUAACGAGGGAAACCAGUCGAAUGAAACAAGAGAUUCAAUUGGAGAAGAAGAUAGAGCUGGCAGAAUUGGGAACAUUACAGGGAUAGGUCCAGAUGUAGAGAAUAUGGCUGAACCGGUCCAAAUAGAACACGGUCAUGCGAAGUGGUUGUAUAACAUUAAAGAAGCUCUUGAUCGAGAUAUGAUGUAA
Melampsora larici-populina 98AG31 is the source of this 423-nucleotide messenger RNA. RefSeq lists its product as uncharacterized. Bases 1 to 423 code for a protein of 140 amino acids. The record is from RefSeq and is a predicted model, not a curated record. NCBI's taxonomy places the organism in Eukaryota, Fungi, Basidiomycota, Pucciniomycetes, Pucciniales, Melampsoraceae. The transcript has 2 exons.